This is a messenger RNA of Rhagoletis pomonella (apple maggot), 1600 nucleotides long. Its product is annotated as myb-like protein Q. NCBI's taxonomy places the organism in Eukaryota, Metazoa, Arthropoda, Insecta, Diptera, Tephritidae. The transcript has 2 exons. Bases 239 to 1585 code for a protein of 448 amino acids. The record is from RefSeq and is a predicted model, not a curated record.
AAUUUCUUAGUUGCAAAGUCGCCGAUCGUGCGUGAGUUGGAACCAGAGAGAGAGAGAGAGAGAUCUGGAAACUCUACGCCUAUGUUAGUGCGUUCUAUGUGGCAGAUACUUCUUCAUUACUACAAAUGUAUGUACAUAAUUACUUAAAAAUGUCUAAACCAGCGGAGGACUAUUGGUAGGCAUUGGGGUCAAGAAUACCCAUCUACAACGUAAACAAACGACGAUUGCUUUGAAAGCAAUGACUAAGACGUCUAAUAAAAUGUCUGGUAUUACUAACAACAACAACAACAACAACAACAUCAAUACAAAUAACAAUACCAUAAACAAACUGAGUGAAAAGUUUUUAAGUACAAAUACAACAAAAAACAUAGAAGUGUCUACUCUGCCAGCUGGUGCCAACACCACCACAACCAACAAUAACAACGCCAUCUCCCUUAAUAACCCGAAAUCACAUAGCAACGACUGCGACAAAAUAACACAACAGCAAUUUUCUGCUGCGAUUUCUAGCAAAUUACAAGCCCCACAAUCACGUCGCUCGCUCCCAGCUCCUAGCACAACGCAACGCUCACUCCAACAGCAACAUCAUCAUCAGCAGCAGCAACAGCAACAGCAACAGCAAAGCGUGACGACGAAUUCCUCGGUAUUGCCAUCAGCCAACACAAUUACGAAAUACUCAAGCAGCUCCACAUUGCCUUCACACCAACUUCAAACCAUUGCCACCGUACACCAUCAUCACUCGCAACAGCACGCGGCGGAGGCAACUAUCGCUCCCAGCGGUACUACAAAAGCCGCACAACCACAGCAGCACCAUCCCACAUCCUCGAAUAACGUGAAGGAUCAUCAUCGCCACCAUCAGCCGGCGACAUCGAAGCAUUUGAGUAGCGAAAGUGACGGCACAAUUACCAGCGCACCUUUGUCCACUAAUUCCGUCACCUUACAGCAACAGCGCAACGCAUACAAUCUGCAGGCGCUUAAGGCCGCCGAUCAUUUGAAGGCACCAGCACACUCCAUACCGCCGCGGUAUCAGCCGCCACCCCAACCAGCAGGUAACCAGGCUGGCAUAUUGAAGCACAUAAGUAAUUUGCGUAGCAGCGGCGGCGGUGCUGAAAGUGUGGAAACCCUGCUUGGCCAACGUCCGUCCGCAGUUGGCAAUAAGCAUCAAACCACGUCAAAUUUCGAUACAACGCACUUCAAUCUUAAAUAUCCACCGGAUAUACCGCAACUGUCGCCUGUCUAUAUACCAGAUUCACUGAAAUUACCUGGUGGCAGCGGUCGCUACUUGCAAACGCAUCAAACACUUUCGCAGCGGCAACCCACACGACUAACAGGCAGUGUCGCGAAUCCGCAAUACUUUUACAACUCACAUCAACAACAACAACAACAGCAGUAUCGCCAGCAACAGGUGGAGCAGCAACAGCAGCAGCAUCAACAAGAUAUGCUUAAGUUUGUGCGAAAAACUGAUCAGGAUCAUCCAUCGCCAAAUGCUUCGAUUACCUCGAGUGCAGCAGCCGUGCCAACGGGCGGCACUCGGCUCACGGCCGAACAAAAUAGACAAUUGCAGGUACGUAAAUCUUUUCAUAAGUAGAUUUAGUAAUUUUUU